CACUAGUGGCCGAAAGACUCUGUCAAUGCCACCAAACAGCAAUGACGUGGCAGAGCUUGCAAGAGCGGUGGCAAUCAUCGCUGAGGAGGAUCCCGAAGCUGCCCGGGGCUUGCUGGGCAUCGCAAUGACACAGGCACAGCCAGCUGUGGCCAAGCCUUUCAUAGCACCGCAAAGACUGGGGCACUACCUCUCUGAAGCGACCGGUGAUGACUUUGACGUUGAAAUUACUUGGAGUGUGGCCGUUGUGGGCAGCACAGGCUGUGGAAAGAGCAGUUUUCUCCGGCGGUUUUGCGGAAGGAGUGGCAAUUUGGAGUAUCAACAAACACUGGUGACAGACUUUAUCGAAAAGAGACUGGAACUGGACGGCGAUGAAGUGACAUUUCAUCUUUGGGAUACUCCAGGCAUCGAUGAUCCGCGUUCUUUAGCUGAGAAGCACUGCAUGGCCAAAGCUUGCGUCAUUGUCUACGCAGCGAGCGAUAGGAAGUCCUUUGAAGCAGCCGAGCUAUGGAUCGUCAUGUUGCGCGAGUUGUGUGGGCCGCAAAGUCUGUUGGUUAUUGUCCGAUGCAAGGAUGAUGUGGAAGGUGUCGAAGUGGAAUUUGAAGAAGGCGAAGCUUUGGCCACAAAGUUUGGCAUCAAGCAUUUUGCUGCCGGUUCUAGUGCCGGCGAAGCAAAAGAAGUCUUUGUUUUGCUGGCCAAGGAGCUGUUGGAAAGGCAGCAGCAAACUGAGGAGCGCUUCCGUUGUGGUGAAGCUGUGGGAAGCCUCCAGUGGGCAGACUCUCCCAACACCGCCUGGUUUGAGCCGCAAAAAGGGGGCGAGACAAUUCCUUUGCGGCUCCGGGCGGUUGCAGUUCCCAAGCGGGCGCUGCCAAAGAGUCCUCCUCGUGCAAAAGCAAAAGCUGCCAACAGACCAGGUGUUGCAGGUGACGCUUCUCGUGGUGCUGGUCCUAAAGCAAGUUCAUCAGGUCCGCGGCCAAAGUCAAAAUCAGAAGUGAGGAAACCAGGUGCUGCGAAGGCCAAGGCAGCAAUUCAGCUGCCGGGUACGAAAAGCAGAGGCGGCUCGACAAGUUCCACGCAGCCAGAAGUGACACAAAACUCAGGCUUGGACGGAUCCACAAAGCACAGCGGCGAGGAGCAAGAAGGUGCUUGUUCGCCCAUGACACCCACGACACCCAUCUUGGAGACCAUCAAGCGGCGCCAUGUGAAGCUGUCGACCAUUGAGAGCGUGGGGAAUGUACAAGAUGACACGCCACCUGCAGCGUCGGCCUCUGUGCUACCUGGGCUGCCAGAUGAAGCAUCGGCAUCGCAAGGAGAAGAAAGUCCGAUCGACUCAGCAGUUGGGCACGUGACCACAUGUUUCAGCAGCUGGAGACAGUUGAGCUUGGGAUCUUUGUCUUCUGGAGGUUUGCCCACCAUCCUCACUCACCUCUCUGAGAGCAAGAAGGGCAUCGAGAACGAGGAGCGUGACCCGGACCCUCCGGAGCCGGAGGCGGCGGAGGCGGCGGAGGCUCCGACUCCAUGUGCCGAACCCGAGCCAGCACCAAGCCCCGAUCGCAACCCGCAUGACCCAGAAGGCUUUGCAGGCGCAAUCCCUCAGCGUCUGGAUGCGCGGCCUGCGCUGGUCAUCAACAUACCACCAGGGGACAACAACGCUCUGCGCUCGGAAGAGGUGAAUCCUACUUUGACUGCUCCUGCUGGCGCUCAGUUGGACGAGCGGGAGUACCGGCUGCUCUGGGAAUCUGUGGUGCAGGGAGACAUCCAGAUGCUGCAGGAAUUCAUAACCCGAGGGCGGCUUCAGAGCGGUCGCCUUUGCGACAUGAACGGCCACAGCAUUUUUUGGAACGCCCUGGCAUACCAGCAGCAGCAGGUGGCCAUGUUUUUGCUCCAUCACUUUCCACCCGGAAGUGCGCAGGGCAUUGACCUCUGGGAGGUCCAUCAGAGGAGGAAAGACACCUUGCUCCACCUGUGUGUCUACUUCCAGUACUUCUCGGCCCCAGUGGCUGAACUCUUUGAAGUGCUCUUUCUGGGCAUGGGCCAGGUGGAUACCAAUUCAUUUCAGGCCUACUGGAACAGAGCGAAUGCCGACUCGGACACCUUUCUGCAUUGUGCAGCUGUGCGACCCUCGGAUCAUCUGCACUGA
Molecule: messenger RNA, 2137 nt
Organism: Cladocopium goreaui
Lineage: Eukaryota; Dinophyceae; Suessiales; Symbiodiniaceae
Source: the annotation of a GenBank genome assembly